ACGCUGUUCUUAUCUUUUUAAUUUUUUUUUUCUCUCAAUUUUCUUCUUCUUCUUCUUCUUCUUCUUCUAAUCUUCGCUGUCGUUUUCUACUCUUGUCGCCGGCCGCCGACGUUUCAGAUUCCGGUUAUUCUCCCGUCUUUUCGCCGGAAAAUCUGCCAGAUCUCCUCGACAUUCGUUGCCAAUCUCUCCCGCUCUAUUUCUGAGACAGCACAACAUUUCGGUUGGGGUUUCGCUUCCCUGAUCGCUGACCGAUGGAAGCUUUCUGAUGAAUCUGUUGCAAUGCUUGAAUAAAGUUAGCGCCUUCACUCCACGUCUGGGAAGAAUAUUCGUUUUCUGGUGUUUUUCUUCGAGUUCUGUCAACACGUUUGAAGAGAGGAGAAGGAUUCUUUAUUUCUUUUCAGGAUUCGUUUUGGUCAGAUUUAAAAUUUUCGAAUCUGAACGAAAUUUCGUAUAAUAAGCUGGGAGUAGAAAUUAAUUUUUUUGCAGUUAAUUUUUGAAUCAAUUUUGGAAAUUCUUGGAUCCCACAUUAUUCUUCUAGAACACGCAGUUUCGUUGUGCGUUUGAGGUGAGAUUUUGAGGAAUAAAAUAUAGGAAACUAAAGUGAGGAGAGGAGGUUGAAUGUAUGGGGGGAUAUGUGCAGAGGAGAGGGAGAGGAGAGUGAAGUAGGGAAGCAGCGAGAGAGGAGGAAGUGGGUGAUAGGGGCAAUGGGGAUGAAGACGGCGAGCAAGUUCGGGGAUAGUCGGGUGGAGAAGCUAAAGAGUUCGGUGAUUUCGCGGUCGAGAAUGAAGCUGUGGAUGAUAAGGGCGACCACGUCCGUGCUAUUGUGGACUUGCUUGGUUCAGUUGACGACAUUGGGGGAGACUUGGGGGCCAAGGGUUUUGAAGGGCUGGCCUUCCUGUUUCUCUCAGGACUCCGCUUCGGCAAUGCAUCUCAGUGCGCUUCGAGAUGUCCCUGCUAGAGUUCUUCCGCCCAAGAGGCUUUAUAAGAACAAUGGCUACCUGAUGGUUUCUUGUAAUGGAGGCCUCAAUCAAAUGAGGGCAGCGAUAUGUGAUAUGGUUGCUAUUGCAAGAUAUUUGAAUGUUACUCUCAUAGUUCCCGAGCUUGAUAAGACCUCUUUCUGGGCUGAUCCAAGUGAGUUUCAAGACAUAUUUGAUGUUGAUCAUUUCAUCACAUCCUUGAGAGAUGAGGUCCGGAUAUUGAAAGAGCUACCUCCAAGGCUCAAGAGGAGAGUGGAGCUAGGAAUAAUCUAUACCAUGCCACCUAUUAGCUGGUCUGAUAUUUCUUAUUAUCAAAAUCAGAUUCUUCCUUUGGUACGGAAAUACAAAGUGGUCCACUUGAAUAGAACUGAUUCUCGUCUUGCAAAUAACGGUCAGCCCAUGGAAAUCCAGAAGCUGCGUUGCCGAGUAAAUUUUAGUGCCCUGAAAUUCACACCUCAGAUUGAGGAGUUGGGCAGGAAGGUUAUCAGUCUUCUAAGGAAUAAGGGUCCUUUCAUCGUACUCCAUCUCAGAUAUGAAAUGGACAUGUUGGCUUUCUCUGGUUGCACACAGGGAUGCAACAAGGAGGAGGCUGAAGAGUUGACAAGAAUGAGGUAUGCUUAUCCAUGGUGGAAGGAGAAAAUCAUCAAUUCAGAUUUGAAAAGGAAAGAUGGUUUAUGCCCUUUGACUCCUGAGGAAACUGCUCUUGCUUUAAGGGCAUUAGACAUUGAUUCUAAUUUCCAGGUCUACAUUGCUGCUGGAGAAAUAUAUGGUGGAGAAAGAAGAAUGGCUAGUCUCAUUGGAUCUUAUCCAAAUGUGGUUAGAAAGGAGACACUGUUGGAGCCUUCUGAUCUUAGAUUCUUUCAAAAUCACUCAUCCCAGAUGGCAGCACUGGAUUAUCUUGUUUCAUUGGAGAGUGAUAUUUUUAUUCCUACAUAUGACGGAAACAUGGCUAAAGUUGUUGAAGGACACCGCAGACAUCUUGGAUACAGGAAGACAAUCCUUCUGGACAGAAAGGUUCUGGUUGAGUUGAUAGACCGGUACGAUGCAGGGUCAUUUACAUGGCAUGAGUUCUCUAAUGCUGUAAAGGAAGCUCACGCUGAUCGCAUGGGAAACCCGACCCAGAGGUUGGUUAUCCCAGACAGACCGAAAGAAGAGGACUAUUUCUACGCCAACCCAUGGGAGUGUUUGGAGGCAUCAUCGAACGAGGAUGUACCAGCAAGAACUAGUAUUUAAGUCCGAUAGCGCUUGGUGGGUUGCGCAAUGUAUACACACACUACCUACCACUCACUGCUGUUGUGCAACGGGUUUAGACACACGAUUAGGUCUCUGGGAAAGCAGGACGAGGAGGCCACCACGGUUGUAGUCCAGUCCGGUGUGGGAGAGACGACGCACUUCAAUUGUCCUGAAGCGACCUCCCUGGCGGCCGGCAGGCGGAGUAUAUUUUAUUUUAAUAAAUCCAAAAAAAAUUCAAUGUAUAGAAGCCGCCCUGCCAUUGCAGGGGGGGCUAUAUCGACUGAACUCAACGGCUGUGUACACAGAGGGAUGAAAAAUAUAGAUUUGUUUCAUUGGAACUACGCACAUCCCCACCCACUUAAAAUUCUGCGUUUUUCGAUUUCAAAUCCUCCCAUACAAAUCUAUGUAUAUAUUCCAUAGAAUUCCGUGUUUGUUGGUUUGCUGUUGCUCCUUUUAACUAAAGAUGAAAUUUCACUUUUAGUAA
This is a messenger RNA of Ipomoea triloba (trilobed morning glory), 2694 nucleotides long. Its product is annotated as rhamnogalacturonan I rhamnosyltransferase 1-like. The coding region runs from base 633 to 2210 and encodes 525 amino acids. Gene Ontology annotation, cellular component: cytoplasm. The record is from RefSeq and is a predicted model, not a curated record. NCBI's taxonomy places the organism in Eukaryota, Viridiplantae, Streptophyta, Magnoliopsida, Solanales, Convolvulaceae. The transcript is spliced from 8 exons.